Vigna umbellata (rice bean) is the source of this 1659-nucleotide messenger RNA. RefSeq names its product sarcolemmal membrane-associated protein. The record is from RefSeq and is a predicted model, not a curated record. NCBI's taxonomy places the organism in Eukaryota, Viridiplantae, Streptophyta, Magnoliopsida, Fabales, Fabaceae.
UGGGGUUCCUUGAAACCCUCUUGGAUUCGAAUUCUCUCUCCCCCUUAAUCUCACCCUACAUGUUUCUUUAUCAUUCGCAUCCCCCUUUUCAUUCAUUGCCUCAUCUUCCCAGUUCUUCAAAUUCCUUUUACUUUGUGCCCUAAUUUCACGAUCACUCCGUUAUCUUCUACAAUGGGAAGCAAAGGCCGCAUGCCACCGCCUCCACACCUGCGGCGUUCGAUUCCGCCGGGUCCCGCCGUGAUGCCGCACCCGCUUGUCGCACCAUUUGAUCUACUCCCGCCGCCGCAGGUGAUGGAGCAGAAGCUAGCGUCUCAGCAUGCGGAGAUGCAGCGCCUGGCGACGGAGAACCAGCGGCUUGCAGCUACGCAUGGUGCGCUGCGGCAGGAGCUAGCGGCGGCCCAGCACGAGCUGCAGAUGCUCCACGCACACGUGGCAGCUCUUAAGGGAGAGCGGGAGCAGCAGGUGCGCGUGCAGUUGGAGAAGAUCUCGAAGAUCGAGAGCGAAGCGCAGAGCGCAGAGGGCGUGAAGUUGGAGCUGCAGCAGGCUCGCGGAGAGGCACAAAACCUUGUUUUGGCUAGGGAUGAACUUGUUUCGAAAGCGCAGCACUUGACUCAGGAACUGCAGAGGGUUCACACUGAUGUUGUUCAGAUCCCCGCCCUUAUCUCAGAACUUGAAUGCCUCAGACAGGAGUAUCAGCAUUGCAGGGCCACUUUUGACUAUGAAAAAAAAUUAUACAAUGAUCACCUUGAGUCACUUCAGGUGAUGGAAAAGAACUAUGUUUCUAUGAGUAGAGAAGUGGAAAAACUUCGAGCCGAGCUUUCAAACACUGCUAAUGUGGAUCGGAGAAAUAGUGGGCCAUAUGGUGGCACCUCCGGAACUAAUGAGAACGAGGCUUCUGGUCUUUCUGUGGGACAAAAUGCUUAUGAAGAUGGUUAUUCUGUUAUGCAGGGACGUGGUCCCCUUCCUGCACCCAGUGGGGGUGGAGGUAGUGCUACUACACUUGCUUCUACUGGAGCUCAACCGGGUUCAACUCCUGCAGGGACUGGUUAUGAUGCUCCCAGAGGACCUGGUUAUGGUGCAUCUGCAGGACCUAAUUAUGAUGCACAGAGGAGUGUUACCUAUGACACGCAAAGGUUGACAGGUUACGAUGCCUUUAGAGGAUCUACUUAUGAUGCUAAGAGAGGGGCAAUUUUUGAUGCUCAAAGAACUUCCUAUGAUCCACAGAGAGGUUCAGGAUAUGAUAUGCAAAGAGGAACGGGUUACGAUUCAUCGAGAGCUGGUGGCUAUGAGACACAGUCUAGAGGGGUUGGUGGUCCUCAUGGACAUGCUCCACCCGUGAACAAUAUACCGUAUGGAUCCACAACCCCGCCUGCUCGUAGUGUGGGUGGAUAUGAAGCUAGUCGAGGUGUAAAUUCCGGUCGAAGAUGAUGACGACGACCUUGAGUUUUAGAACUUCGAACAUUUGGUUUUGUCCUAUCUUGUUGUAAUGUGCAUAGUCCACGAGAGGGAAACAAAUGUUCGUCAUUAUUGGGAAGACAUUCUCCCGCGACAUGAAUUUGGUAAUACAUUACCGAUCUAACUUGCGCCUAUAUAUUUUAUUUGAGAUUUGGGAUGUGGUUUAAUUUUAUUAAUUUCUUAUCUUUCCUUACCUUUUGAUUA